Messenger RNA from Physcomitrium patens, 4993 nucleotides. The record is from RefSeq and is a predicted model, not a curated record. Lineage: Eukaryota; Viridiplantae; Streptophyta; Bryopsida; Funariales; Funariaceae.
CUCCUUCUUCUUCUUCUUCCUCUUCAUCGUUGUAGAUUUAGAUCAACUCUCGGUGUAGAAUGGGAGGGUGAAGGCGCACCAUCUCCACCGUAACGUGACGCCAUAGCCUUGGGCAGGUCAGACUCUGGUGAUGCAGCAGGUAUGUACCUCCUUUCUGGUCCUCACGGAAGCGCAUAUCGCUUGCGCCUCGAAAUACAGCCCUUCCUCGGCGAUCCUCUCCAUGUGUCUCCUUUUCAACUGGUUGCUGCUUUCGGCGCCACAGUACCUGUACCUGUGCCUGGCAUCCUGACCGAGAAGAGGAUCACUGGAACGCCAUGUAAGAUGGUCUGCCAAGAUUGUGAGGGUGAACUACAAUUUCAAAGCUCGGGGAACUUGUUUCUGGUUCGUAGGGCGAGAGAGCCUUACAGCCCUACUACAGGGUUGUCGCAGUUGAGGAAAUGAUUUCUAAUUUGUGGAGAGCCUUAAAUGUUGUGCUGAAAGUGUGAGUACGAUGGGGCAUGUAUCUUGUAAAAUAUCGGUUGGAUGAGAAUUUUGGUUGUGUAAGUUCGGACACGCUGCGUUAUUUGAAAGACUGCUAAGAAUGAGUUGACAAUACUGGUGGAUGGCCUCGCGGAUGGACAGUCUGUGUGUGUUCAAGAGUUGACAAGGUUUGUAUCACGUUAUCAGUGUUAAUCAAUCUGUGUCAGGAGUCAUCUGUGGUAGAGUACAAUGUCCAAUCGCUAUGAAAUUGUAGCUCUCUGAGAUUUCUAACUGGAGUUGAGUGAAUCAUGAUGUAGCAUAGAGGUUUACAUCAUGCAGGUUUUCAAUGACAUUCAAGUCCGCAUGAGAUUUUGUCUUCAUGAUUUAAUCUUGAAUUCACAGGAAAUGAUCAAGAUAGGACCGGAAUUGCUUGCGUAGACAUGCAGUUGUAUCCAAUUUGUCACUUGCUUUGACAGCAACAUUUAAUCAUUAAGUUGAUUAGUGCUUCAAAAAUCAACGAUGCCUUUAUCUACACACACAACGAUGGGCUCGUCAUAAUUGAAUCACAGCGAAAUUGAAUCGCAAAUAGAGCCAGGUCCGAAGAUGAUCACCAUCAUAGCUUCGCUAAUGUCUUGAUCUUCAAUUUUUGAUGUGGAGAGGUGGAUGUACUCUUCAGAAGAAAUGAAUGACGAAGUGACCACAAUUACACCGAGCUGGAUGGGAAUGCGUUUUUGUGCACGAAGACAGUCACUUUCUUGUUAAAUUAAUAACCUGCACCAUUGUUCGUGUUAACUAAAGCUGUGAGCGGAGCGAGUGGCAAUCAGAUGUGGACUAAUGGCAAGAAAGACCUACAGACACAUCACUUGCUAUAUCUUGGUCGAGCAUCAUGGGCGUGUGCCCAUUUCUUGAAUAUAUACAUUUUUGAAACAUACGAUUGUCGAAUGACUGCUUGCAUGUGGCUACUCAUCUGAAGUCUCCCCUCGUCAAUCUUCUCAUGGAAAUAGCGCCAAACAGCAUUGGAUUUCAUGAAGAAUAGCUAUUGGGUACUUGUAUCGGUGGAUAGGAUGGACGCUGCCCUCGAGAUUCCAUGCAGGAUAAUAUAGUGAGUUUGCAACGGGACCAUAAUGAAGAGCAAGAAAGAACUCACCAACGGAAAGAGAGGCUGCAAUGGGUGGAACAGCGUGAGACGAUUUGUGCACAUUCGCUGGUUAUGCGCGGCGUCGUUAGUAUUUGCGUUGUUCCUCGUUGGCGUCCACCAUAGCUUGAUGGACAAAUUCAUGAUCGGCGUCGACGUCGUAUCAGUGGGCGUGGCCACCAAAUCUGGCCUGCCUCGAUGUAUGCAGUGCAAUUCAGGCAUCUUCAAUUUCCCUCAGAAAAAUGGAAGUAGGCGAGGUGUGGAGAAGCUCUUGGGGCAGCAGAAGUUUAUCGAGGACGAUGAGAAAUUUAUGUACUAUUCACCGCAUAGCGGCUUCAACAAUCAGUUGUCGGAGCUUCGGAACGCGCUUCUGUUCUCAAAAAUUUUAAAUCGAACUCUUAUCAUUCCUCCCGUGCUCGAUCAUCAUGCAGCGUGGUUGGGCAGCUGUCCUAAGAGACGCGUGUUGCGGCCACAUCGUCUCCGUGCCCUCGUCUGGACGAAGAUCUUUGAUUUGUUAACAAAUUCCAGGUAUACUUCAAUAGCAGAUAUAAUCGAUUUAUCUUCUAUUACGCCAUCAAAAGUGAAAACCAUCGACCUGCGAAUCUUUCUAUCUCUCUGGUGUAAUGUUGAUAUUAAAGCUGCUUGUGGAGGUUCAUUGUGUAAAAACUUUUCUGGCAUCUUUGUCGAUCGCAAUUAUGCGACUUGUGCUCAGCUACUUAACCCUUUGCCACGAACUCCGCAGAAUUGUUGUGUUCAUAAUGUUGACAAUGACUGCACCUCAACAAUCUGGAAAAAUUAUCCGAAAUCUCUGAAAAACAAUCACGCAUCUUUUGGCGUUCAGGAAUCGCGCAACGACAGUACUCGAAGGGUGCAGCGUGCAAGACGUCGAGCUCUACUGGCAGAAAAUUUGUCAAAUGAAUGGAAAGCAGAGAAGGCAACGAGGUCGGAGAUAGAAGUACUGACAAUCGAAAGUUCUUUAGGGUCAAAUUCCUUUGCUGGAAAUUUUUGUGUCUUGGCAUUCGGAAGCAUGUUCAGCAUGAGUUACAAAGGGAUUAUAUCACACAUUGACAUUCGAGCACCGUCGGGAGACAAGGACUUGGAUGACCUAAUUCACUCGCUCCAAGUCUUUCCGUAUUCUUUGGACCUUGUCGCAGCAGCAAAAUCAUACAUCCGCGAACAAAUAGCUCAACCGUUUUACUGUGCUCAAGUGAGAUUACUGGAUGGGCAGUUUAAGAAUCACUGGAAUUCGACAAUUCAGUUUUUUAAAGACGAGCUAACGUUACUUAAUUCGGCACUUGGGUCCAGUAAUCCAACUUCCUUAUUUUUAAUGACCGAUCUUUCUUUUGAAAAUUGGACUAAAUCAGACCUGAAAGAGCUUCUGGAUUCUCGAGAUCUGUUUCAAGUGCACAAGAUCGACACCAGGAAUGAUUUGAUACAAGAAGCAAGCAGGAGAGUACUCACAGCAGAGUCUGGCUUCUUGGUGGGCUUCACUUCAAACGUGAAAAGGAUACAGCAAAAUCAGGCCCAAUCUCCAAUGUUAGAUAAAAAUACUCAUGUCAAACUUGCUAUGGAGGAGAUUGUAUGCAGUUGUGCCAAACUUGGAUUCUCGGGUACAGAAGGAUCCACCAUAGCCGACAAAAUCAAGGAUUUAAGAGCGCAAGGCAUCUGCAGUGGUUUCGAUUUGUUUGUUCACAAUGACGUGUUGCAGAAGCAAUAAUUCCAUUGCAUCUACAUCUAAUGGCUGCAACCUGUGGACACUGUGUGUGUGUGUGUUUUUUUUUUUUUUUUUUUUUUUUUUGGCACAAAUGAAUAUGUAUUCAUUGCAGGGAGUAACCGAUACAAGGCUAGGCAAAAAUAGAGUUAAAAAAACCUCUGCCUGACUGGACUGGUGACUCAACAUUAGUUAUGGUGCAACCCAGCUAAAUGGGAUCAUGGUCUACUGUUCAAAGUGUUACAUUUAUACGUGAGCCAGUAUAGCUGGCUGCCCGAUCUAGAGCAAAGUACACUAUUACUACUCCAUGAGUUGUCGAAUGAUUUGGACCAUAAAUCAUUAGUAUCUUCAAGAUUUGCCAGUUUUGGAUCAAAUCAUUCCACUCUAUUCUACUAUAGUCUGGCAGGUUGCACCAAAUCCAAGUGGUUGUUUGUGCCAGUGGCUAGUCGUCGUCAUGGAAUUCUUUAGCAUUUCGCUCCAGCUAGAGUUCCCAGAGGGUGAUGCCGUGCAGUAGAGUCCACAUUAGCUUGACCUUACUAAAUCUUUUGAGCAAGUUCUUUGAAAAAAGGUAGUGGUGCUAGUCAUGCUUGAACUACGUGGGUGGUUCGCUCUUCUUGCAUUGUAUGUCUUGUAUUAUCAUUACACACUAGUUCCAGAUUCUUAGACAGAGUCCUCCUGUUGUAUUUGUUUCUUAAGUCAAGUGUUUUUCCAGUCAAAUUUGGUAGAGGGUAGGAGCAAGUUCUUCCACUUGGUGGAGUGGAAAUUAAGUAGGAUAUUUGUACUGUAUAGGCAUUCAUGUAUGGCUUUGGUGGUGAAAGCUAGCACAGAAAGCUUGCUUGGCUAUUUGAAUCUUUCCAGGUCAAACUGGAGGUCAAGGAGUGGUCUACAGUAAAAUUGGGUAUGAUAUUGGUGUACUCCUUUCAUGAUCUCAGUAACUCUGAUUUUUUGUAAUGUACCUCUAAGUGUCAUUUCUUCGGUGUUCCCAACUGAGUAGAGCUAUGGAAAAGCCUCCAUGGCUGUUAGCCACAUUCAAAUAUCAGGGAGGGUCACAAGCAUCUGGAUUUCCUGUGCAAGUAUAUACAGGUCCUUUGGAGGGUCUCUGAUUUUGAUGGUGGUUUCCAGUUCACAUUGGGACAUGAAAACAGAAUGCAAGGGCAAGGACAAGAGGCUAGUGCAAAAGGAAAAGAUCCAACCAAUCAUUUUGGCUUGGAGCAACAACUUUGGUGGAGAAGAGGUGGCCAAAUUCGUUCUGAAUGGCCUUUGAAAUCGUAUCCUAGGCAGAUAUCUCAACAUCUUGAAGGCCAAAGUGGGCCUGUACUUCUGCCUGAGGGAGCAAAAAAUUUGUGAGAAGAUCCCAGUAAUCUUGAACUAUUUUGAGAUUUGAGUUGAACUCAUGUGCCUUGAUUUUGGGAAUGGCUGGGAUGUAUACUAUUGGCAAACUCAGGACUGUGCUAUAGGCCAACAUUUAAUACUGCUUCAAAAGACUUCAACCUACACCAUUGAAAUUAGUUUAUUAUUUGUUUCCAUGCAUUUAUGACCAUGUUCCAUACCUUAGAACCUGUAAAGCAUUGAUGAUUACAUAUCAGAGGGUAGUGGGGUCAAAGUACCAAUGACCUCUCUUCUCAAAUUGAUAGCAUAAAACUCUAUAUUGGAGAAAAUAGUGCAGGUUAGAGCAAUCAGGCUCAUAG